This is a messenger RNA of Dendroctonus ponderosae (mountain pine beetle), 3218 nucleotides long. It is a transcript of the gene ENGase, whose product is annotated as cytosolic endo-beta-N-acetylglucosaminidase. The transcript is spliced from 9 exons. Gene Ontology annotation, biological process: protein deglycosylation. The record is from RefSeq and is a predicted model, not a curated record. Gene Ontology annotation, molecular function: mannosyl-glycoprotein endo-beta-N-acetylglucosaminidase activity. Lineage: Eukaryota; Metazoa; Arthropoda; Insecta; Coleoptera; Curculionidae. Gene Ontology annotation, cellular component: cytoplasm. The coding region runs from base 1412 to 3121 and encodes 569 amino acids.
GUUGUACUUAAUUGUUACUUUACAAAUUUGUCAAUGUCAUAUUUGCUUUUGAUCCAACUAUGAAACCAGUUGCUUAAUGAGCAUAUUAAUUCACUCCUAAAUAAUUAUUAUAAUUAUAAUUCACUGAUUCGUACCAGGGCUUAUGUAUUAUGAUAAUAAUUAUUUAGAUAACAGUUAAACAUAUUUGUGGUUGCUCAUAUCUUUGUCUCUCCACGUAUGCAUUAUGCAAGUUGUGGAAAGAAUCAUAGAUAAAGAAUCUACCAGGCCUGUUUAAUAAGCAUUUUAAAGCAACAUUUAAAUAAAUAGGGUUUGAUUUUAAAAACAUCCGAUCCAUCAAGUUAGUCGACCAAAUAUGCAAUUGCUAACAUUCAAAGAGCCUAAAAUAUUAGAUUCGCUGGUUCAGCGUUAAUUAAACAGUAAGAAAAUGUCUUUAUUGUAGCUUUAGUUUGAAACAAUUUUUUUCGGAAAAAACAUGGAUUCAAAACAUUGCUUUUAGUUCUUGUCCAAUAUCUGCAAAAACCUGUACAGACUUUCGCAUGAAAGCAAUAACUUUUUAUUUAUAUUGCAAAGAAGUUUUUAUGUUUUUUCUAAAUACAUUCGUUUAAAAAAAACUUGGUACAGCACUAACCUGUUGAUUUUUUUUCCUCACCUAAAUCCGUCAGCUGUCUUUCUUUCUAAAAUGAAUCCUUUUGCUUAAUAUUUUUUAAAAUUCUAGAAAAAUUCGAGAGGAUGGUACGCCAACACCUCCAAUUUCUAGGAACGAAGGGCAUAAGACAUAAGUUUAUACAAAGCUGCCUUAUUGUAUUGUAAUCAUCCGCAUUCGAUUCUUCACGAUUAAAAUCAACUUAUUAUAUAACACAACAUAAUUGAACAUUUAUAAUUAUUAAUGAUCAAUACUCGACUAUUAAGGUGCUACAGUUCCCCACAACGAUCAAAUUUUAUGGUGCCUUUCAAACGGACCCCCAAUUGAAAUUAUCGUCUCUGCACUUAGUUAAACCAAUUUUAUAUUAUUUAUUUUGUUCCUCAUAUUAAAUUGACACACAUGCACAAUAAAUACCAAGUAGAAUGUUUUCCAUCAUUAUAAAACACACUGUAUUGCCUUAUAUUAUGCUACAUUGAUCAUUUCUGUAAAUAAAAAUGUAAACCACCUUGUAGUACAACCAUACGCUAAAGAUUAGAAAGAAUGCAUUGAUCAAGUUGUAUGCAUUAAAUGCAUGGAAUCAUUCACACACUAAGAACAGGAAACAGGUCAGUAAAAGUGGCCAGAGUGAUAAAUAAAUGUUACUAUCUAUAUGUACAAAAGCCGAUUAGAGUCUUAGCCGAUCAGUGUAAUACUUCUUGGCUAGUUGUUGUUUUUGUAUCGUUUUUCGCAGCUUUUACUGCUGUUGCCCCAUAAAAGGUUUUAAGCAAGAUGAUUCCAAGUUUCUCACAAUGUAGACCAAUUAGCAACUACGCCGAUAUAAAAGAUUGUCUGGCAAAUCCCCCAGAAUGGGUGAAUCGAGUGCUGCCAUUGAAAAAACGCUCCAGUUUUGUUAUUAGAAAUAAUCCAGAAGAUUGCCAUUGUCAAGAGGAUUCUUUCAAUCCUGGCUCGCGUAUUGAUAGCAGAACUGUUCCAAAAACUUUGGUAUGCCACGAUUAUAAAGGCGGAUAUCAAGCAGAUUCGUAUAUACCAUUUGAGGGACAAGAAGAUAAAACGUUGGUCACAGACGGUUAUCCUUUCUACAACUGGUCGCAAAUCGACUAUUUUAUUUACUUCAGCCACCACUUUAUAACAAUUCCUCCGCUGGCUUGGGUAAAUGCUGGACACCGAAAUGGAGUUAAAGUUUUAGGAACAAUAAUCACGGAAAAUAAUGAAGGAAUCAAGAUAUGCGAUGAAGAAAUUUUCAGUUCCAGCACUGAAAUGCGAGAGUUUGUUUAUCAGCUUACCGAAAUACAACGAACUUUCGGUUUCGAUGGGUGGCUUUUGAAUUUCGAGAAUAAGGUGAAAAACCCCGGACUUCUCAUAAGUUUCGUGGAUAUUCUCACUAGGAAAACACACGAACAGGAUAGUGAAAACGUGGUCAUUUGGUACGACAGUGUAACAAAGAAUGGAGAACUUAAAUGGCAAAAUCAGUUAAGCUCAGAAAAUAGAUGCUUCUUCGACUGUUGCGACGCAAUUUUCUUAAACUACACCUGGACUGAAGCAACACUCAUAAAGUCUGUGGAAGCCGCUGGAGCCAGACGCUUUGAUGUUUUUGUUGGAAUUGAUGUUUUUGGUCGAGGAAUGUUUGGCGGUGGGAUGUUUAACACUUACAAGGCGACGAAAUUAGCUCGAAAGCAUGAUUUAUCCAUAGCGAUCUUCGCUCCUGGAUGGACGCAUGAAACCUUAGAAAAGAACCUGCAAUCAACCGCAUUUCACAGAUUUUUGAACCGAGAUGACGCAUUUUGGGCAAGUCUUUGGCCGUACCUCUACACACAUCCCAUAAACGAUUUUUUCGAAACAGACUUCCACAUCGGUCUGGAUUAUAACUUCUACAACAUGUACAUUCAAAAACCGCAAAUAUCCAGGAUUCUCUACCCGGAAAAUCUCAAAACAAUUCCCAAGUAUCAGCAGAUUGAAUCGCUGAACUACUGCGCUUGUCUUUCCAGAAGCUUCUUUGAAACGAAAAACGUUUGCUUGAUAUCGACUGAUAAUUUUGAGGAUGCCCCAGAAGGCAUGUUUGCUCAUAGGAUUUUUGCUUGUGACAUAAAACUAAGUGGCAAAAUUGGCCUUUAUAUUGUCACGAAAAGAUUGACGAACAACGAUAAUACAAGAGUGAAAAUCAUCCUAAGAACUUCAUUGAAUAGUGGGGCACUUAGACUGGUCAAAUUGCUGGAUGAACCAAAUGCGUCUCCGACUAAUAAUGUAACACUAUUAGAGGUGAACCCGCUGAAAGACCAUGAAAUACAGUAUAAUGUUACCUUAAAUAAUAUUGCUAAAAGGUACAUGAAAUGGUUGAAUAAUCCUCGCUAUACUGGAUCGGUGCUCUUAAGCAUGUACGAAUUUUCUACUACGUCGUGCAAUCUUCUGGAUGUAGCAGCUACUAUUGAAAAUGGCACGUCGAUAUAUCUGUUAGAUAUCGGCCUGAUUCAGCUGAAUUAAAUUGAAAAGUUAAAAAUGUUGCAUUUUGUAUUAUCUAAUGUGUUAAUGUAAGAGAAAGACACUGUUCCUAAUUGCGAAUUAUAUAUAUUUACAAAAA